AUGGUAAACAAGGUCAGUAAACCAACUCACGACAAAACUAAUAACCUAGAUAAAUCCCAGACAAAUAUAUUAGACAAAAUAGAUGAUGAUAUACUUAAUGUCAAUAGGAUCCGUGGUUCUUUAACCAACAAAACGCCAACCUCCAAAACCCAUUCGAUAGAUGAUGAGCUUAAAUUGGAAGAACAAUCAGAAACUGCUGCUGAUGAAAACUGGCAAAUAGCAUCGGAAUACUAUAAAAACAUAGACACAAAGGCGUUCCGACAAUAUGAAUUAGCCUGUGACAGAGUCAAACAAUUUUAUGAAGAACAACAUGAAAAACAAACGGUUGCAUAUAAUAUCCAAGCAAGAAUUAAUUUCAAAACUAAAACGAGAGCAAGGAUGACUGUUUGGGAAGGACUAGAGAAAUUAAACAAGUUAUUAGAUGAUUCUGAUCCCGACACCGAGUUAUCACAAAUAGAUCAUGCAUUGCAAACGGCAGAAGCUAUACGACGAGAUGGGAAACCACGAUGGUUUCAAUUAGUUGGGUUAAUUCAUGAUUUAGGGAAAUUGUUAUAUUUUUUUGAUUCUCGUGGUCAAUGGGAUGUAGUAGGGGACACUUUUCCCGUUGGUUGUAAAUUCCUGAAACGAAUUAUUUUCCCUGAUAGUUUUAAAAAUAAUCCCGAUUUUCUAAAUCCAUUGUAUAAUACCAAAUAUGGCAUAUAUUCGAAGCAUUGUGGAUUAGAUAAAGUCAUGUUGAGUUGGGGUCAUGAUGAGUAUAUGUACCAUGUUGCGAAAAAGAAUUCGACAUUGCCUCCUGAAGCAUUAGCAAUGAUACGGUACCAUUCAUUUUAUCCAUGGCACCAAGAAUUGGCAUAUAGUUAUUUAAUGGAUGAACAUGAUAAAGAGAUGUUGAAAGCAGUCAAAGCAUUUAAUUCCUACGAUUUAUAUUCCAAGAUAGAUCAGCAGUAUGAUGUUGAAGAGUUGAAACCAUACUAUCUUGAAUUGAUUGAUGAGUUUUUCCCAAAUAAAGUAAUUGAUUUUUAA
Messenger RNA from Candida dubliniensis CD36, 1023 nucleotides. RefSeq lists its product as uncharacterized. Gene Ontology annotation, biological process: inositol catabolic process. Gene Ontology annotation, cellular component: cytoplasm. Bases 1 to 1023 code for a protein of 340 amino acids. The record is from RefSeq and is a predicted model, not a curated record. NCBI's taxonomy places the organism in Eukaryota, Fungi, Ascomycota, Pichiomycetes, Serinales, Debaryomycetaceae. Gene Ontology annotation, molecular function: iron ion binding; inositol oxygenase activity. The transcript has a single exon.